GGCUCAGACAUGGCGGUGUUUUGUCUUCUAUGCGGGAAGCGUUUCCAGACCCAGAAGGCUUUGCAGCAGCACAUGGAGAUUCACGCCGGCAUGCGCAGCUACAUCUGCAGCGAGUGUGAACGCACUUUCCCGAGCCACACGGCACUCAAACGCCAUCUCCGCUCGCACACAGGUGAUCACCCGUUUGAGUGUGAGUUCUGCGGGAGCUGUUUUCGUGACGAGAGCACACUGAAGGGUCACAAGCGCAUCCACACCGGAGAAAAGCCUUAUGAAUGUAACGGCUGCGGCAAGAAGUUCAGCCUCAAGCACCAGCUGGAGACUCACUACCGCGUCCACACAGGUGAGAAGCCGUUUGAGUGCAAGCUGUGCCACCAGCGCUCGCGGGACUACUCUGCCAUGAUCAAACACCUGCGCACCCACAACGGCGCAUCGCCCUACCAGUGCACCAUCUGCCAGGAAUACUGCCCCAGCCUCUCGUCCAUGCAGAAGCACAUGAAGGCCCACAAGCCUGAGGACGUGCCUCCAGACUGGAGGAUAGAGAAGACCUACCUGUACCUCUGCUACGUGUGAAACAGACCCGCGAAAAGGAAAGCGCCCAAAGACUUCUCACCCAAAGGUUAGCUUUUGGUCCAGGCCAAAGACGGUGAGGGCGCGAGGUCAGACUGAAGAAAUGUCAUGUGGAAUUGUUGACCUUUUGUUUGUGACAUGCAUUCGUGCACAUUUUUGUAGGAUGUAACUGCACUCACAAAUGUUUAUGAAAUGUAAAUGUGAUAAAGCGAUGUGAAUUUACGGAAAGUGUUAGUACAGUCCACCACUAUGACAAGAAUCUGCAUUCCACCCAUCUUCGCAUUUGUUUUAUUCAGAUAAGGAUUCCGUCGAUUUUUCUCCAUGGAUGAAAAUCAUAAGCCAUAGAUUUAUUUAAGAUCCCAUGAAAUCGAUGUGUUUAGAGGAGGAGGCUUAUUGUAGGGAUCAUCCAAUAGGCUUUAGUUACUGUAGAAAUGCAUUGCAUCAUCAUGUGUGACUCUGGACCACGAAACCUGACUAAACUGAGAUCAUCUGAAAGCUAUAAAUAAAUAAGCUUUUCGUUGAUGUAUGUUUUGUUAAGACAGAACAAUAUUUAGCUGAUGCACAACUGUUUGAAAAUCUGAAUCUGAGGGUUCAAAAAAGAUAAAUAUAGAAAAACAUCGCCUUAAAAGCCCUUAGAAAGACAUAAUACUCACCAAAAAUGAAGUUUUGAUUUAUUCUCAGUAGGAAUUGUACAAAAUAUCUUCAUGUAAUAUGAUCUUUACUUAAUAUUUUAAUGACUUUUAGCAUUCAGUCAUUUUGACCCAUACACUGUGUUUUUGGUUAUUGCCAAAACUAUACCUGUCCAAGAUAAGGCUGGUUUUGUGGUCUAGGGUCCUAUAUUUGUUUUAUUCAAAUAAGGAUUCCUGCACUUUUUUUCAUGGAUGUACAUUAUAAGCCAUUGACUUUUUAAAACCCCAUGAAAUCACUCAUUUAGAGGCGGGGCUUAUUGUAGAGAUCAUCCAAUAGGCUUUAGUUACUGUAAAAAAAAACAUUGCAUCAAAUAAGGAUUCCUGCACUUUUUCUCCAUGGAUGAAAAUGAUUAAGGCGUAGAUUUUUCAAAACUCCAUGAAAUCACUCGUGUUAUUGUAGAGAUCAUCCAAUAGGCUUUAGUCGCAUCAUAAAUAUGAUGUUAAACGUGAAAAGUCAGCGUUUAAGGGCAUCAAAGCUAACAGAAGUAGGCUCAAAGCCUUACAUUUAGAUUUCAUGGGAAAUUAACAGGCUGUUUUGAGUCUAAUAAAACAUGGACCAAAGCUUAAAACUCAAACACGAUGAAGCUAAACACAUUAGAGAAUGAAAUUAUGCCCUCAGUUGCUCACUUAAGUUCAUUAUUAGGCUCUCUAGUCCUCAAAUUUCAUGAUUUUUUUUUAAACAUGAGGAAAUGCACAGAGCAGGACCCAUUAGUCAUUUUCUUUAAAGCGUAAUAAAGUGCUUAACAAAACAGCUUUUCUCAGAGGUACAUCCAAAUUGUGCUGCCAAGCAACUGUAGUGGAUGUUCAGGGACAUUUAUUCAACCUUAAAUGACUACACUGUGCACUUUCAGAGUUUCAGAGGCCCUUUUUGUGCUUUUCAGCACCACGUUCAGCAUUUAGUUCAUUCAGACAAAGCCAGAGAGGUGAAUCUGUGUGAUUUGCGAUUUCUUUCAGGCGCUUUAACACCAAAUAAUACAGUAUGUGAUUUCAUUUUACAUUCACAUGGUAACAUUUAGCAACUGCAGGUAUUUUAGUCUAAUGAGUUUACAUCACACUCAUAAAUCAAGUUAGGAAUUAAAAAGAGAUUAUUUUUUACAAUUUAAAAAUGCAGUAAAUGUUUCUGCAGUCUUCUGCUGAGGAUACUUUGAGUUAGCUUACUAUAGUUUAUAUUCUGUCAUCUCUGUUCAGACGUUUUACUUGAAUUGCCUACUUUUUUACCUCACAUGCUAGAUUUAUUUUUGUACUUUUCUUUUUCUCUCAUUUCCUGCUGAGCUGUUUUUAAAAGCUGUUCAGUGCAACUGAAUUAAUCAUGUCAUCAGACCCACACGGAAUCCUGCAGAUUUAAGUAUGGAACAGACAUUUGUAAUAUGAUAAAUCAACACCUUAUGUGUUUGGAUUAAUUGGUAAAUGAUUACUUAUGAAAAAGAUUGUGGUACUUUUCAUUUAAAGCAUUUAAAAAUGUUCAAAUGUUUAUGUCUAUUCUGCAAUACUAAAAGUAUUCUCUAGAAAUAGAGUAAAGGUGUGGUCACUAUUGUUUAGUGAAUUUCCAUAGGCAAAAUUCCAAUAUGCUCUCAUUCUACAGUAGUUUGUAACUCUUUUACAUUUUGAUGAACUGGUGGCAGAUUCUUACAAUUUUUGCCGUCUCAUUUUCAAGUUUUCAUGCAGUCCUACACCCUUCUAACAGAUAAAUUACAGGGUGGACCUGCACAGCAGCAUUUUUUAAGUAUGAGAUUCUUAGGUUCUUGGAAUUCAGAUUCUUUCAAAACAGUUACUUAUUUUGAGAUUGUGUUGGAGAUCCAGUCAAGUCAAUCGAAAUCAGAUGUUUUGAAAAUUCAGCCAAUGUGCAAAUCUGUGAAAAUCAAAAAGGCAACUACAUUCAACACACUGACUAAAUAAGCCAAUUGUCUUAUUUGUACACGUUUUUUUGCAAAGUUUUCUCUUGAUCUGCUCAUACAUAUAUUUUUGUUUACGGUUAGGUUUCAGGGUGAUCCUUUGAAUUUUGAAGUUUUCAUAUAAUAGUACAAACUCUUUAAAUUAUGAAAUGGUUUUUUAUCUAGAGAUUGUGUUGGAAAGCCAGUCAUUUCAGUGUGAAUCAACUAGAUUUGGAACAUAUAACCCAUGCAAAUUUGCCAUGUUGACAUGCUUUAUGGUUUGAAUGUGAAUUGUGCUUCAUUGCUACAGGAUUGACAAUUAAAUGGACAAUAGUUUGAAAUUUUUCCACAGACAAAAACCCAACACUCUCUAAUAUCAUUUUGAGACUCUUUAAUGAUUAGGUGGCUAAUUCAUACAAAUUUGUGCAGUCUCAUUAAUAAGUUUUUCAUAAGAACUGCUCGUGCUCAAUGACCAAUAAUAAGUGUAGCCAAAAAGUCAAAGAACAAAACAAAGUGGAAAAAAUUCACUGUACAAACUCAAACCUCCUCAUAAAAUAGUUAUGUUUUCAUAAGAUUAUGCUGAAAAUCCAGUCAUUUCAGUGGGAAUCAACGGGAUUAGGGUUAGGGAAGAAUUCAACUGACUCAGUUUGUGCGCACAAAUAAAAAUUGGUCAUGCCGUGUACAGUACACUAAAAGAAAGCUGUAUGAAAGUGAAUUUUGUGUGCGCUGUGCCUUUGAAUUAUCUCUGAAAUUUGCUAAUGUGACCACAUCUUAAUUAUGGAUUCCAUCUGGGUCUGAAUAUUAUUCGGUAGCAUUUUAGCAUUAAGCUUAGUAGCAGCGUGCAUAUCCGCCUGUCGGCCACGUGUUUCAGGGCUACCUCUACUCUGCUCUCAGUUUUGCACUAAAGCAAAAGAACACUUUUUGUUUAGCUUGUAGCAUUUGCAUUUACACCCACUCAUGUUUCCAUUGGCUAAAAACAAUCCCGGGUUUGUUCGUCAUUAUAUUUACACUCCUUACAAUGAAACGCGUUCAACCUGAAAGGGUAGGCGCAUACAUUCUAGAUGAUUUUUUUUUAGCAUAGCAUUGAGGAAAAUAUCGAGUUAUUAGAUACUUGAGGGGAUAAACUUGAAACAAUGUGAAUAAAGAUGAUCUUUUAUGUGAAACGGUCGAGUUAUUAGAGAUGCUGUGCAGUUACAUGGGGAAGUUCGCUAAAGAAAUGGAAAAAAAAAACACAAAUAGGUGAUUUUCUGUGAAAAUAAAUCUCUCGACAAGAGCCAAAUGCGGCACUUUGAUAAGGGAAUAUGUCGUAUUUUUGUACGGGGUAUCGUGCGACCCCUGUUCUUUUUGUUCAUUUCGAGUGAGGCGAAUAUUUUUACAGUAUCUUUUGCAUUCGUGCUUGUUCUUGAUUUGAGUGGAAAACUGUUUCUCGUGCUUAUUUUACAAUGUUGAACAUAUACGAGUAGUCGAUGUUUGUAAAAACAUAUUGUAGUCAUUGCUGCUGGGUGUCAGUUCAUACGGUGAUAUGAUGAUGAUUCCACAUUUUGAAAGUAUAAAAUGACUGCGUGAACCAAUGCCAAGAGGUCUGUACGACAGAGGACGGAGCACCUGUAAGACGUGAAAAGUAAAGCUGUAUCUGUGUGUUUGUGUCGUGUUCACCGCUCACUGUAAGAUUAGAGUCACCUUAUAAGGUCUGUACUGGUUCUCGUGUGUGCAGUGUGAGUCAAUGUGGUCGACUUAUUCAGUGUUAAAAACAUGCACCGGCUAGCAACAGAGAGGUGCUUUCACGGAUGUACACCCUGUAAAUGAUUCGAAACAUCUUCUGCCCUUUGUAUUUGUGUCUUUAUGCAAAGUCACCUUGAUAUGAACUGUGCUCUUUGGCAACCAGGGAUGCCUUCACUUUCCAGAACGUCGCAGACCUUGAGUUUAGGACAAACGGCCACAAUUGCCACGCAUCUACCAAGCUGUUUUCGUUUUUAACAAAUAGUUUAAAGAACGCAACCAAUAAAUCUACAGGUGAAAUCUGGGCAUCCCUGCUGCCGUAUCACUGUGUUUUACUUUGCUUUCAGACAGGAAUAGCCAUGUCACUCAGUGCUCCCGUUGUUUGUGCCAUUGUUACACAAAUUAAUACUCGGACUGAGGAUUCACGUGGGACCAAACGACCAUUUUCGCUCCAUUCGCCUUCUCCUAGAGACAAGGCCGUGUAGUUGGUGUCGAAAUGGUUUUACAUUCGUCGUGUUUUACUUUAUUGUAUUGUCUACCUCAGCACCAGUUCUUUGUGUAACUUUUAAAAAGGUGCCCAAUUAUUGUUACUUUUGGUUUUCUGUGCAUAUUUUUGUAUUAUAGCCUUGUAGGGUUUUCGUUCUUCUCUUUGUUUCAGCAUAGAGAUGCUGUUUUGAAGCACUGUGUGGUGAUUUUGAUGCUGCAGAUAGAGGUGUAGAUUCCUUUUCCCUUCUCUAUGUGGGUUCAGACACAUCUCUGUAUAUGUCAGUGUUCGAAAAUAAACUUGUAACAGAAA
Molecule: messenger RNA, 5642 nt
Organism: Danio aesculapii
Lineage: Eukaryota; Metazoa; Chordata; Actinopteri; Cypriniformes; Danionidae
Product: zinc finger and BTB domain-containing protein 16-A-like
Exons: 3
Coding region: 10-570 (186 amino acids)
Biological process (GO): regulation of transcription by RNA polymerase II
Molecular function (GO): DNA-binding transcription factor activity; RNA polymerase II cis-regulatory region sequence-specific DNA binding
Source: RefSeq, a predicted model, not a curated record